This is a messenger RNA of Plasmopara halstedii, 720 nucleotides long. RefSeq lists its product as uncharacterized. The transcript has a single exon. NCBI's taxonomy places the organism in Eukaryota, Oomycota, Peronosporomycetes, Peronosporales, Peronosporaceae. The record is from RefSeq and is a predicted model, not a curated record. Bases 1 to 720 code for a protein of 239 amino acids.
AUGUAUUUUGGCAACACCUGCCCAGUACCUUGGAAUUCAAACAGUGGUGUAGCGUCUUCUGCUUUGGCUGGUGGCCUUGCGCUUCCUGCAUCUGCGGCCACGCUUACUAUUACUGCCGACGUCAAUGGAACUCAUACUACUGGAACUGGUAUCACUCCUUCUCAAUCGUUCUCGCGUCUUCUCGUUCCAACCUACUCGACUAAUCCCAGCACCGAUCAUGCAUUGAUUCAGAAGAAAACCUUCCGAUACUUUGAGCGAAUCACAAAUAAAUUUGCUGUUGCUCCAGUCGCUUCCUUCACUUGGACGGUCAGCAAUGGCAUUGCUAAUCCCAAACGUUUGAUAACCGCAGGUGCGACUGUAUCAGAUAUGAUUAAUCUCUUCCGUAGCCCAUUUUCGACAUUACCUGCUACGACACGUCCAUUUGCUACAUUGAAAAAUCUGCAGAUCACAUUUGGAAAGGUCCCUAUCUGGAACAACUCCGUGAGUUUCGAAUAUGAUUUUCUCGUGCAAGAGAUGUCAAAGUCAGGCUGUGAUGGAGGUCUUGAUGAUGUUGUCUUGGCUGGUUGGCUAUCUCAGCGGCAAUGGGAAUCACUUUAUCGAUUUGAUGCUGUUGAUAUUGGUCGUCGUCUUCCAAGUGAAGAUGGUGCAAGCAGGAAUAUUAUCGUGUCUGCUGCAACUACGCUCUCACCAUUUAUUACCACGUAUUGUGUGAGGUUGUAG